Spodoptera litura is the source of this 1773-nucleotide messenger RNA. RefSeq lists its product as uncharacterized. The record is from RefSeq and is a predicted model, not a curated record. Lineage: Eukaryota; Metazoa; Arthropoda; Insecta; Lepidoptera; Noctuidae.
UCGGAGUGUGUAAAAGUCGAGUAAAUAAAAUAGAAACAGCGAUCGCAGUGUAAUAGUUUAUUGCUAAAAGUACAGCUUACAGUACAAUAAAGUGCGUCUAUAGUUAUCUAGUGACAGUGUUCAGUGAAUCCAGAAUAAACUAAAAACUAAAUAAUUAAACACAACCAUUCAUCUUUUACCACCCGCCACUUAAAAUAUUAAUAAUCAAAUAAACAAUAACUCCUAAAUAAAUGACAAUAAUAAGUAAUAACAGCAUUUAAAACUAAAGCAGUUUACUAUAUAUAGCGGUUACAAAGUCCUGAGUCUGAAUAUUGUGUGUCAAGUGUUGAUAUUAGGUACCUAGUGUAUAUUUGUCUGAGUACCUACAUAAUUAUAGAGUGGUCAUGGCUAAGUGCGGAGGUUGUGGCAAAUUUAUCUCGUCGGCCGAGUGCAUUCGUUGCACCAGGUGCCCAGGUGCUUAUCAUCCCGGCUGUGUGGGUUUUCCGGCGGCAGCCAAGGUAUCGCCGACCUGGCUCUGCCCGGGCUGCAAGGCCAAGGCACCCAGGCAAGACAACUCGGCCACUCCCGUUAAGAGUGCCAUGGCCGAUUGCUGCACGGAAACCCAAAACCCACUGAGUGACCCUGCCGCGAGUGCCACCGACCUAAAUGUGGCGUAUGAAAUUAGGUGCUUUAGGCAGGAAUUGGGUGCUAUGAGGGACGAGUUUCGUCAAUUUCAAAGCGAGCUCCUGAGUCUGCGCAUGACAGUAAAUGAUUGCAACCAGCGCAUGACCACAAUUGAAAGCAAAGUGUCCGACAUUGAGAGGCGCUUUGAGGAGCAAAGUCCGGCGAACUUCGACGCUGUGGAAGCAAGCAUUACAGCUUUAAAAACACAGCUGAACGACCGUGAUCAGGAGCUCCUACAGAACGACCUGAUAAUUGCUGGCAUACCAGAGACAAAGGGUGAAAACGCAUUCCACACAGUAAGGGUUUUAUCGGCGAAACUGGGUGUCACCAUGGACGAGCAGGAUAUUGUAAACAUCGAGCGCAUCGGUGCUGUGAGGCGUAAUUUUAUCGAGGGUGUUGACACGCCGCCGGGAGAACCACGGGCGCGUGUCAUUGCGGUGCGACUGGCGCGCCGCGGUGUCCGCGACCAACUGCUGCGAGCGGCGCGCGUGCGACGCGGCCUCACCGCGGCUGACCUCGACGUGAGCGGCCCGCCGCGUAGGGUAUACGUAAAUGAGCGCCUCACACAAACGAACAGUAAAUUGUUCCAUAGCGCUCGUGAGGCUGGGCAGCGGGCUAGGUAUAGGUACGUCUGGACAAAGGACGGACGCAUCUAUGCGCGUAAGGAAGAUGGGGCGCCUGCUCAACGUAUCCGUAGUGAUGCGGACCUGGCGCAGAUUUUUGGCAGUGGUCGAGUUGGCUGAGAUUUGUAUGGUGGUUACUUCUAAGUUAUUUGUUUAGUAUGUACGUUAAUAAUUCUUGCUUUGUGAGGGUACUGAUUUUUCUAUGUAGGUCGAUUUUUUUGCUUGUUAUUAUUUUUCAAUACCUUCUAUAAAUGUUCGUGUUGGAGUAAUGUGUGUGUAUCUUUGGCGCUAAUUAAAUUCCUAUUGUGUUAUCAUUGUGUAAUCACAAUGUCCAACUGUUUGUUUUAUGUCCUGAUGUUGGGGGCUGGAUGGAGGUGCGCUCCCUGCAGUUACUUAUGUUUCCUUCUUACAACUACGUAUUUUUAUAACUUCUUUAGUGUUUACCUAUUCAAUAGUGGUAUAUGUACAUAUAUAAAUGGUAUAUUUU